Paramuricea clavata is the source of this 1567-nucleotide messenger RNA. The record is from the annotation of a GenBank genome assembly. Lineage: Eukaryota; Metazoa; Cnidaria; Anthozoa; Malacalcyonacea; Plexauridae.
AUGCUACAUAGUCUGGAAAGUCAACCGGAAAAAGCGAUCGUAGAAAUUCCACGAGGGGGUAUCUAUGUAGUGGAUGCAAUGGCAACGAUCCAGAAGGUGGAUGUAAAGAAACUCCCAGGUGAAAGAACUUUCCUUAACCUUGCACAUGUGCUACUGAGACGCAUAGUUAAUCUGGCAAGAGGGAAUGGAUCGAAUGAAAUUCACUUCGUUGCAGACACCUACAGAGACCAGUCGAUAAAAAAUGCAGAAAGGGCUAAAAGGGCUGUUGGGGGUUCGCAGGUGAUACGCGUCUAUGGGCAGGCAAUUCCACUGCAAUGGAAGAAGUUUCUCUCGUGUGGUAAAAACAAGGAAGCGCUGCUCCAGUACUUGUAUGACACAUGGAAGACAGUGAAGAUGUGCGACGUCCAUGGUGUAAAGGUCUAUUAUGCCCAUGGAAGCAAGUGUGAUAUAUUCUAUGCCAUACCCGGUAACACAGCAGAUCAGAUUGUUGAAGUCCAUGAAGUACUGGAAUUGAAUUCCACACAAGAAGAAGCCGAUACAAGGUUGUAUCUUCAUGCAGCUUAUGCAGCCAAAACCUGCUCAGAUGUCAUCAUAGUGAGUCCUGACACUGAUGUUCUUGUUAUCGGGGUAUCGUUGCAACCACUGAUUGCUGCCCAUCUGUAUUUUCAUACUGGAAAGGGAGCUGAUCUUCGAACAAUUGAUAUCAAAGCCAUUCAAGAAAGCAUUGGUGAUGACGUCAGGCAGUCUUUGAUAGGGCUGCAUUGUUUCACCGGGUGUGAUAUUGUGAGUGCCUUCUACGGAAGAGGAAAGACGAAAGCCUUCAACUUACUCCUCAAUGACAAGAACUUGUGCUCUGCAUUCAAAGAUCUUGGAGAACGAUUUGAUCUUCUGCCAGAGAUGAUAGUGCUCCUGGAGAAGUUUGUGUGCAAAUUGUAUGGGCAACAUGAUGUUGAACAGGUCAACGUAGCCAGGUACAACAUGUUCCGCUUAGCACGAAAGUCCGAAAAUGCCAUGCCACCCAACCAAGAUGCACUGACGCAGCACAUCAAGAGAGCAAAUUACCAAGCAGGUAAUUUAAUCAUGGUGAAGCUGAAAUGAGAACUUUCAUAUUAAUUUCGCAUGUGUGAAAUAGUAAUUACGUUGUUGUGAAUGCUGCUUUGCACGUGUAGAAUAUAGGCAUACUUGUAUGAAACAACUUCAAGAAAUCUUUCAUAUAAUUUUUACAGGUAUCUUCAAGCGAAGCUUGCAGGCAACACCAGAUGUACCCUCUCCCCAACACCAUGGCUGGAAGAUAGAAGACGGCAAUCUUGUGGUAGACUGGAUGACUCUGCCUCCUGCUCCAGAUAGUGUUAUGGAACUUGCCCACUGCACUAGUAGUUUCAAGAAAAGUAGCCGCAGCGAUGCGAGUAAAUGUACUUGCCUAGUGAACAAUGUACCCUGCACAGAUUUGUGCAAUUGUGCUAGAAAGACCUGUAGUAACAUUGCAGGGCAAGCCAGUUUUGAAGAUGACGAGGAAGAUGAUGAUGAUGAUCAUGAGGCGGCGGAGUUUGACAUCGAAGAGGACUAA